Molecule: messenger RNA, 735 nt
Organism: Suncus etruscus (white-toothed pygmy shrew)
Lineage: Eukaryota; Metazoa; Chordata; Mammalia; Eulipotyphla; Soricidae
Product: kallikrein-9-like
Exons: 5
Coding region: 1-735 (244 amino acids)
Biological process (GO): proteolysis
Molecular function (GO): serine-type endopeptidase activity
Source: RefSeq, a predicted model, not a curated record
AUGGGGCACAGCUGGGCAGACAUACGAGCCAUCGGGGCCGUGCCAUGCGAUGCCAAUUCCCAGCCCUGGCAGGUCGGUCUGUUCUCCCUCACCCGCCUCUUCUGCGGGGCGACGCUGGUUCGGGACCGCUGGCUGCUGACUGCCGCGCAUUGUCGCAAGCCGUACCUGUGGGCCCGCCUUGGGGAGCAUCACCUGUGGAAAUGGGAGGGUCCUGAGCAGCUUUUCCGGGUCACAGACUUCUUCCCCCACCCGGGGUUCAACGCCGACUUAAGUGCCCACGACCACAACCAUGACAUCAUGCUGGUCCGCCUGCCCAGGAAUGCCCGCCUGAGCCCCGCCGUGACGCCCCUCAACCUCAGCCGCACCUGCGUGUCCCCCGGCACCGAGUGCCUCAUCUCGGGCUGGGGGGCCGUGUCCAGCCCCAAGGUGAAGUACCCGCUCACGCUGCAGUGCGCCAACAUCAGUAUCCUGGAGCCCAGGCUGUGCCGGCGGGCCUACCCAGGCCACAUCUCAGACCAGAUGCUCUGCGCAGGCCUCUGGGAGGGGGGCCGAGGCUCCUGCCAGGGCGACUCCGGGGGCCCCCUGGUGUGCGACGGCGUCCUGGCAGGCGUGGUGUCCGGGGGCGCCGAACCCUGCUCCAGACCCGGCCGCCCCGCCGUCUACACCAGCGUCUGCCACUACGUGGACUGGAUCGAGGACACCAUAAAGAAAGAAGAAAAGAAGGAGAAAGACUGA